UACGGCUAAACCAAUGCAGCGCCCCUCAUGCCUAAAAACAAAACGCAUAGUUUUACACUAGGCCGUAUAAAUGUACUCCCGUACAUUAGCACUAGUUUUAUUUAAAGUGUAGUGUAUUUAACUACAUUCUUGGCAAAGUAUUUUGCACUGUUGGUGUUUGUUUUACACUGGAGACACCGGAGUGGGAUUUCCCAGCCUAUAGCCACUCAGGGAAGAUGGCGUCUGGUUGCUUAGCGCUCCCUUUUAUAAUCUUAAUCUGAUCGUGCUAUGGUAUAACAUUAAAUAAAAGCAAAACCCACACUCCAAAAGCUUAGCAUAUUACAUUAGACAAUGUCUGAUUCCGAGGAAGAAAGUCAAGAUAGGCAAUUAAAAAUUGUCAUCCUAGGAGACGGAGCUUCGGGAAAGACUUCAUUGGCGAUGCGAUUUGCACAAGAGGCAUUUGGGAAACAGUACAAACAAACAAUAGGCCUGGAUUUUUUUCUUAAACGAAUAUCAUUGCCAGGAAACCUUAAUGUUACACUGCAAGUCUGGGAUAUUGGUGGACAAACUAUUGGAGGAAAAAUGUUGGAUAAAUAUAUUUAUGGAGCUCAGGGUGUGCUACUGGUAUAUGAUAUCACAAACUAUCAAAGUUUUGAGAACUUGGAAGACUGGUUCUCCAUGGUAAAGAAAGUUAAUGAAGAAUCAGAAUCUCAGCCUGUUGUUUAUUUGGUAGGAAAUAAAAUUGAUUUGGAGCACAUGAGAACUGUAAAGGCUGACAAACACCAACGAUACUGCCAAGAAAAUGGCAUUAGCAGUCACUUUGUUUCUGCGAAGACUGGAGAUUCUGUAUAUCUCUGCUUUCAGCGUGUUGCUGCUGACAUUCUUGGCAUCAAAUUGAACAAAGCAGAAAUGGAACAAUCACAAAGGGUAGUCAAAGCUGAUAUAGUCAACUACAGCCAGGAGCCAGUGGCUCGAACUGUGAAUCCUCCCAGAAGUUCGAUGUGUGCAGUGCAGUGAAGCUCCCUCACAACGGACACUAAUACUUCCUCCCAGCGGUGCAGUUGUCCUACAGGAACUAGAAUUCUACAGUAGUCCUAGCUUCAGCAAGCCAUUUGAUGAACAGCGUGCAGAGAAGCAACAGGCAAUAUUGGUGCCUGGUCAAGGUUCAAGUUUGUGACUUAAGAAGAUAUUGAUUGUAGACUGUCUUGCUGUUCUUAUUUAAACAUUUUUUGUUUCUUAUUUUGUAUAAAGAGGGUUUUAAUAUGUAGCCAUUAUCAAUUCAUUCUUGAUAGAUUUAUCAAUAAAAGCAGCAUUUUUUAGUGCUGCUUAGAAAGAUUCACUUCAUGCCAUUUGUCUUUUUUGUGUUUUUUUAGUCUGUUUUUUUGUUUAUAAUUUAAUGUGUGUGGUUGCUUUGUGUGAGUGUGUUAAUGUGUAUGUGUAUACAACAUAUAUAAAUAUUACACAUACACACAGACAUGCAUUGGUAAUUUAUGAUGUCAGUCUUUUACUGUUGAUGAACAAUAUUAUUAGUAUUAUUAAUUUUUUCAUUCAUUUUGAUAUUUAAUAUGUUCAGUGUAAUCACAAUAUUGACCAUUAUUCAGAAUUAUUCCAAAAUAUUUUAAGAUUUGAAUGCCAGGGCUAAACUUAAUUAUUUCUUUUUUUUAUAUAAACAAGGCAAUUUCCUUGGUAUGACUCAACAUUGCAAUUGUGAUAAUAACAAAAAAAAUUGCAUGUUCAGAAUUACGCUUAAUAAAUUAUAGUCUCAAUAUUUUUAUUUAACUAACUUUAGUCUCAAUAUUUUUAUUUAACUAACUUUUUUGUAAUUUAAUCUAUAUUGAAAAUAUGAUGCCAGAGUGAGGCAGACAUUUUCAUUCUGAAGUGACAUUGGAGGCAGCUGGCUGCUUUAUUAUACAGUUGUUUCAGAAAAUGGGACCUUGUUGCUAAAUGUCACUUUUUUAAUGCAUAUUUAAAACAUGGAUUUGAGGUAAUGCUGGUAUCCUUGGUUCUUCAUUCAUAUUUAUGGAAAUAUCAAACCUAUUUAGACAUAUAUGAUGAUGAUAUAAUACAGUACAUUUUUAAUGGAUGAUUGUGUUUCCAUAAAAAUAAAUCACCUGGAUAAGUUCACAGUAUGUAUUCGGACAUAUGUACACUGUUUUAUUAUCUGGGUAUUGCACACUAUUUGCAGCAGUGGAAAACAUAAUUAAGUAAAAGUCUUGAAAAUGCUGGCUUCCAAUAUAACGGUUUCUGCUGCAGAUUGUGUGACGAUAAUACUUGAACAGUUUUGCAGCAUCUGUAAUUUAAUACAAAUUAUCAUAUUCUGUGUAACCUACAAAAAUAAAGUCCUUGAUUUAAACCAGGC
This is a messenger RNA of Polypterus senegalus (gray bichir), 2338 nucleotides long. RefSeq names its product RAB28, member RAS oncogene family (gene rab28). Lineage: Eukaryota; Metazoa; Chordata; Cladistia; Polypteriformes; Polypteridae. Gene Ontology annotation, cellular component: endosome; Golgi apparatus. The transcript is spliced from 7 exons. The record is from RefSeq and is a predicted model, not a curated record. Gene Ontology annotation, molecular function: GTP binding; GTPase activity. The coding region runs from base 331 to 996 and encodes 221 amino acids.